This is a messenger RNA of Drosophila ananassae, 1945 nucleotides long. Its product is annotated as homeotic protein proboscipedia-like. The record is from RefSeq and is a predicted model, not a curated record. The coding region runs from base 1144 to 1713 and encodes 189 amino acids. Gene Ontology annotation, biological process: regulation of DNA-templated transcription. The transcript has 3 exons. Lineage: Eukaryota; Metazoa; Arthropoda; Insecta; Diptera; Drosophilidae. Gene Ontology annotation, molecular function: DNA binding; DNA-binding transcription factor activity.
CGAACGGGUCCAAAAUCCCAGAGGCAGCGCGUUCAGUGCGUUCGGUGCUAUUGGAUGGAAUGGUUGUUGGUUGGUCUCCAGCUCUCGGGCCCGCACGAAGCUCUCAAGAAGCUCUCCGUCUCGCUCUUCCCAAAAAUCGCUACUCGUUGGCAAAACACUAAGAAUAUUUAACAAAAUAAUAUAAAAUUCUAUGAAAUAAUAUUUGAAUAUAAAACUUAAAAAUUGUCCAAGCUGGAACUCAAAGUGCAACAACAAUAAUUGGUGCAAUCGAAUAAAAACACCUCAAGAAAAACCGGUUCUGCGCACCUCCAGCUAGCAGAGGGCCAGAAAGAGACAGCUGGCGCCUAAGUGACUGUGCGUGUGUGUAUGUGUGUGUGUGAGUGGAGAAAACUAUCUCGGACAAAUUGCAAUAGCGGUGUAGGUGUAGGUGUAUGCGUGUGUGGCCAUUGCAACGAUCGCAGCAACUCUACAAACUCUACACAUUACGCAUACGCACCGUGGUACAGCGCGUACUUGUGACUGGCAUUAUCGCCACAUUGUAGUUGCCGCCUCUGGUGGUUGUAAGUGCAGCGCAUUUCUGCCAUUCUACCAUUCUGCCACUUUGCCGCUCUGACGUUCUGUUUUGGCCUUUCCGCGUCGCCAUGGCUGCCAAAAGGUGUGUGUUGAACUGAAAAGAGCAACGCGAACCCCAAACUGUCGUCGCUCGCAGCACUUGAUGGUUGAGUAAACACAACGGUGGCCAUAUUUGUGUUCAUAUCUGUGCGGAGCUGCCUGGUUGCCGUCGCGGUUGUCGCCUCUUUACGCGGCCCAGAGAUAACCCGUGACACACUAAAGUUCUACGCAAAGCCCGCAUCGCGAAAGUUGUGCCGGUUAAAAGCCAACAACAAAAAAUACAAAUACGAAGGGUUAAGCCACCUCAUUAAUUGUGACCAAGUGCAGACAAUAGUGAAAAUUGUGACCAAGUGCUGACAAUAGUUCUCAAUUCUCCACAAAAAAACAAACAAACAAAAACUAAAACUUUGAACGUGUAAACUUCUCGAUCAAGAGAAAAUGGUCGCCAAAUUCCUUAAUAUUUAAAAUAACUUAAAAUCAACAAACCAAAACAAAAAAACCUAAAAAAAAAGUUACAAAAGUAAGAAAGCCAUGCAGGAGGUUUGCACCACUCUGGACACAAGCGCGAUGGGUACGCAAAUUAAGUCGGAGUCGCCCCUCAAUCCGCUGCAGGUGCAAACAGGCCAGACCUCGCUGCCGGUGGGUGGUGGUUGCGGUGUUGUCGGUGGCGGUGCUGCCGUCGUGGGUGGUGUGGUGGGUGUGGGCCAGCCCGGGGUCGGCCAGCAGGGGGCACCACCAGUGCCGGCGGUGAUGCUGGUCAACAAGAUGGCUCCGAACUGUGAUAAACGGGCCGCGGACACGGCCUAUUGGAUGGCCGCCACCGAGGGCGGAUUCAUCAAUUCGCAGCCGUCGAUGGCCGAGUUCCUCAAUCAUUUGAGCCCGGAGAGUCCCAAAAUCGGAACACCUGUUGGCUCCGGCGCCAUCGGCGGAGUGGGCGUCAAUGUUAAUGUCAAUGUCGGGGUCGGAUAUCCGGUUGGCGUUGUCCCUCAAACGCCGGACGGCAUGGACUCGGUGCCUGAGUAUCCUUGGAUGAAAGAAAAGAAGACAUCCCGCAAGAGCAGCAACAACAACAAUCAGAGUGAUAACUCCAUAAGUAAGUAGUGCCAGCCGAAUAAUUAUUCUUCACUCAUUGCGCAACCACAACCCAUAACAUUCUCCAAUUGGCCUAAAACUACAAUAAAUCGAGGCACAGUUUGCAUUCGUUAUGAGGGAUUCUUCGAGGUAAUUAAUUAUUUAAAGCCGAAAACCGCAUCGCAGCAGCCUGAUUAAAUCGUAUUAUACAAAUUUCGGUCCAGCCUACCAAAGAAAAAAAAUAAUAAUUUAUUUUGUGCCA